UGUGUUUAUUUAAUCAUGAUGAAUGGAAAAUACAGAACUUCAGACUAUUUGCCAGUUUACCUUUUUUGCCUAGUGGCAGUAAUUGCUGAUUGUGCUGUGUGUGGAUCACCUUUGCAAAAUCAAAAUUCAGUAUACGAAGAGCUGAAAUGUAGAGAUGAAAAAACAAAUCGUGCUUUGUAUGUUGGCGAAGUGUUCUACCGCCGUGGACAAUGUAUAAGGGUGCAGUGUUUAGGAAAUCUGGAAAUAUGGGAAGACAGAUGUCAAAUACCAAGAUUGGAAGGAAAUUGCUCAGAAAUACCACCAGCUAAUGAAUUCCUCGAUUAUCCAAAGUGCUGUCCACAAUAUUCGUGCAAAUUGUUCUUAAAAGACAAUGGAAAUACCGAAGAGACACGAAUUUAUGAUCAGUACGGAAACAGGAAAAGUACUUAUAUUACCCAAGUAUUCACACGACGAAUGGAAAAUGGAAUUGUUGCGGGUGGUCCCAUUAGAACAAAGUUAAAAGUAUAAUAAAAGCUUUCGCAAGCCGAGCACUUUAGUUGUAGGUAUACUCUAAAUGGUUUUACAUAAUAAUAAUCAA
Messenger RNA from Episyrphus balteatus (marmalade hoverfly), 577 nucleotides. RefSeq names its product protein Vago (gene Vago). Lineage: Eukaryota; Metazoa; Arthropoda; Insecta; Diptera; Syrphidae. The coding region runs from base 16 to 507 and encodes 163 amino acids. The record is from RefSeq and is a predicted model, not a curated record. The transcript is spliced from 3 exons.